Molecule: messenger RNA, 2838 nt
Organism: Mytilus trossulus (common blue mussel)
Lineage: Eukaryota; Metazoa; Mollusca; Bivalvia; Mytilida; Mytilidae
Product: activating signal cointegrator 1 complex subunit 2 homolog
Exons: 5
Coding region: 264-890 (208 amino acids)
Source: RefSeq, a predicted model, not a curated record
AAAUGGUUGCGAAAUUGGUAGCACAGAUAGGAGGCACUGUGCGUCCUAACUUGUAUCAAGUUUUGCUUAUACCAUAAAACUUUGUUAGAAUUUGUCACGAUAAUACAAACGUUUAUACCUAUGUACACAUACGUGUGAAAUAUAAGAAGUUUAAUUUCUUCAGAAAUAGAUUUAAUAGGGACACAUUUCAUUUAAUUUUCAAGUCAUUGAAAUGAAGACUGGAUUAAUAUGAAUGUCAGAACAAUGUUUCUUACGAUUAUAGAAUGGAAGUAACCCAUUUGUUUAUUGUGAUAUGUCUAUCUUAUAUUGAGGAAAUAAGUUGUAAUUGUGGUGGUAAAAGUGAUGGUUCUCAGUCAGAAUCAUGUUGGUACACCUUCUGGUAUAUAUGGGUGGCGUUAGCUUUAUUUGUAGCUGUUUUAAUCACAAUAAUGGUUUUCUAUUACAAACACAAAUCUCGACAUCGGACGAGAGUACGAAGAUUGUCAGCUGCUAGACCACAGAAUCCACCCCCUUAUUCCGUCCCUAGUCAACUACCACCUUCAUAUGAUGAUGCUAUUAAAGAUAGUCUUCCCGUUCCUCCGGGUUAUGUAACAGAUUACAGAUUAAUAAGUCAAUAUCAUAAUAAUCGAGGACAAAGUGAUGUCAGUACAAUAUCAUACCCUCCGUCAUAUAUAGAAGGUCCAGUACCGCAACCACCGCGACAACAAUUGACCAGUCAACCAAGACCAACACGGAAUUCAGUUAAUCCUCAAAGGCAACAACCGCCUCCGCCAAGGAACCAAGUUCCAACUCAAAGUCAGCAAGCUCAAACAGGACGAGUCCAUGUUCAGUCUCAAAGACAGCAAGCCCAAACAAGAGUAACACAACCACAACAACCCACUCCUCGGUGAUUUGACGUGUGUCACGUCGGUCAGGGAUUAAAACAGUUUUAAAUGGAACAACGAGAACUUUUAUUGUUACGCCUGCUGACCAUUGCAUUUCUGUGAUAGAACUAUAAAGUAUUUAUUUUUUUGUAAUGAUUUAAGUUUUUAAAUGUUUAGUAAUUAAUACCAUUUUAGGAAGUUGUUGAUUAUUUAAGACUUUUGAAAUAAAAGCUUAUUGUAUAAAUAAUUAUGUAAAAUUCAGGCAAUUCUAAUCAAUCAGUUUAUAUGAUGUAUGUAUAUUUAUAUAUAUAAUGUGCAAGAGCAACCAAACAUAUGUGAAACAUAAUUUACAGCGGAUUCCAUUAAGUUUGUAGCCAUUGGUAAUAUCUUUGGUUAACUUGCUUGUUAGCUGGAUCGUGAAGUCAGUGUUAGGUUAGGUUAACUACUCUACUUUAAGAAUAGACUAGUCCGACAGAAACUAAUCAAUCUGUCUGUUGGACUAUGCUACUUCGAAAGGAGGGUAGUAUACCUGACCUAAUAAUGACUUCACGGAUCAGCUAACAAGCAAGCUAACCAUAGGUAUUACCUUUCGCUACACACUCAAUGGAAUCCGCUGUAAUGAUAUAUUGACAUUGACUUAAAGUAAAUUGCCUAACCAUACAAUUGAUGAUAAGUAGAUAUAAAUGGCAUCCACAAGGAGCAUUUAUUAUAUCGAAAUAAUUGACUGUUUUUUGUUGGUUUUUUUGCAUUGUGUUGAAUGUUAUCAAAUCGCUUUUUAUUUAUAACAUUAUUCAGUUGAUAUUCAAAUUUUAUUAUUUAAUUAAGUUUACUAAAUCUGUCUUGGGAUAUUUGUGAAGUAUUGUAAAAAGUGUUUUAUUAUUUGAUGGUCUUGACACUGUUUGACUAUUGGUUGCUGUACUUAUUUCGAUUGCAUUUAAGUUAUGUAGUGAAUUAUGGACAAAUAGAAAGUAUUAUUUUUAGAGACAUGUACUUAUUUUGUUAUGUGAAUGUCUUUCUUUAACUAGUCAUUUUCUAUUUUCCCAUUAAGUCAUCAAAACUCAUCAAAAAUUUGGUACACCAGACGCGCGCGUAUUAUUGUAUCUAACUGUUAUUGUAUUAAAAUAAAAGGUUUCUUUAAUAUAAUAAGUAUUUAAUAACUGUUUUCCCGUUUAAAUGGUUUUACACUAGUAAUUUUUGGGAGCCUUUAUAGUUUGCUGUUCGGUGUAAGCCAAGGUUUGAAUGGAGAGUUGUCUCACUGGCAUUCAUACCACAUCUUCCUAUAUCUAUAUUAAUCGUGGCUACCCAAGGGUUACGAUAGGAGAGGACUGGAUCGUAAAACUUGGCUAGUGAAAAUAAUUAUCUUCACGUAAAAUAAUACUUACCCAUAGUAAUAUCUCAUAUCAAGGUUAAUAUUCUUUCUGAUACAUAUUUUUAGAUUGUUAUUUUGCUACAAUAUCAUGAAUGUGAUAUCUGAAAAUAAAAAAAUGUUGAAAAAAUGAUGUGAACACACACAGUCAAAUAAUCUUUAUAAGUUUUAAACAUUACGGAGUCUAAAUUAAUGUUCUUAAAACAAGUACAAUGUAACCUAAUUUUGUUGUCAAUGUUUUUGCUCUCAAAUCCUUUAAAAAGUGUAUAUAUUUUCACCCCUCCCCACCCUUUAAACAUUAUAUUGAUUUUAGUAUGAAACUAAAGAUGUAUACUCUGUGAUAAUUUCAUUGUUAAAGAUUUUAUUGUAUAGUUUUUGUUACUUUUAUAUUUAUGAAAUAUUUUGGAUGUUAAGCAUUGCAUUAAAUGAUGAAGGCUUUAGAAGGUGUACUAAAAGUACAUUUUAGCGCAGUUCAGUUUUAUCGUUUUUUUAAGAUUAUUUUCUACGAUGCAUUUAUUCGUUAAUAUUUGUUGAUUCAUUUUCUUGUUGAUUUUCAUAUAUUUGUGAAGAGCAAAGAUAUUUUUCUAUUAAAGUUUACAAAAAUCCUUA